AUGAAGGCCACCGCUGUCUUUGCUCUCCUGGGCGCCGCCCUGGUCUCUGCCCAAGAGACAACGCAGUCUUCACCCUUCUACCUCAAGUACGUGCCUCGUAGCGAGCCGUCAUGCAAGGGGACCUACCUCGCAUCAUGCCACUCUGGAGCUGGCCAAGCUGGUCUCUGCCCUGAGCGCAGCACUAAUGGCUCCGCGCAAACUCACUCAGAGUACUUUUGGAAUAUGACCACCAGCUCUAGCCAGCCUACUCUCGGCCCUCUGAUUUGGAACCUGCCCAUCGGCAAUGGUGACCCUGUUCCUACGACUCUGGACCUCCAGCUUCAGUUGGUCAGCAACGGGGCCAUUCCCAUCUUCUCUCCCGGCACCACGGGCAUCUACAGCUUUGGCUUCGACGACGACGACAACGAGCUCUUCAUCUACAGUCGCCAGGACGAUUCCAAGGCUGUCCCCGACAAGGUCAACUACACCGCGGAAAAGUACUACCGCUGGCACGUCUGCUGGACCUUUGUCGGCAACUACUACUACCAAGCUCUCGUUUGGGUCACCGGUGGUGCACCCGUCAAUCCCACCUGUCAGGAGGUCCGGGUUUUCCGUGAGGAGGUCUCUAAGUAA
Colletotrichum chrysophilum is the source of this 612-nucleotide messenger RNA. RefSeq lists its product as uncharacterized. The transcript has 2 exons. The record is from RefSeq and is a predicted model, not a curated record. Bases 1 to 612 code for a protein of 203 amino acids. NCBI's taxonomy places the organism in Eukaryota, Fungi, Ascomycota, Sordariomycetes, Glomerellales, Glomerellaceae.